CAGCAACAUAUUUCGAGGCAAAACUAUACUUCUUAGCUGUGCAAAAGAUUUUAUAAAAGGACCCCACUUCCCCCAAGAUAUGGAAUCAUUUCCCAAUACUCCAGGCUUCACCUCCCACACUGAGCAUCUACAUUCAAUCCACCUCCAGUAAUUCAACUCCACCACUCCAACCCCUUUUCUACCAGUUUUAACACCAUAUCAUUCAACUCCAACGAAAUGGUUUCCUUUACCACCUUCGCCUCCGUCAUCUCUAUGGCUCUCUUCGCCAGCGCCGCCCCAGCCGUCAUGGAAGCAAGAGGCCCACCACCACCAACCUGGUCCGCCCUCGACUUCGCGCUCUUCAAGGCCGAUGCCGGCCAGGAGUACCAAUGCUAUAACAAUGUUGCAGACCUCCACGUACCGCCUACCGAUCUCGGAAACUGCCACACGGCACCUACUUUCUACAAUGCCAGAAUCUGGGAUCAGGCUUGGGGUUAUACCUGUAAACUUGAGGUUUAUGGUAACGGUGCGUGCAAUGACCCGCCUGUGGGCACUAUUUUGCCUAAUGACUUCUCCUACCCUUGCAAGUUUCCCGGGGGCUCGCUUGUUGCGCUCAACUCUUGGAAGGCGACCUGCACCUGGUAGGUGCAGAUCGCGGGUACAUUGGAUAAUGGAAGAGGGCCGGGCAUCGGACAUCGGGCGUUAGAGAGAGGCAGUAUAAGAUGGGUUAGGAGUCCUAAUGAGUUAAGCGUUUCUGGGUUCUUGAGCAUGUUUGAUGGCACUUUAUGUAUCUUCAGCGUUUUCCCAGCGUUUUAGUGUUAAGGUAGCUUAGAAAGGAAUUAUAUUUGAGUUUCAUUUAGAACUACGUCUCUUUCAUACGAGGCAAAGAAUACUCAUAUCUAUAGGCAGAUGUAUAAAAACAAUGUCUAAACAUCUACAGGCG
This is a messenger RNA of Hyaloscypha bicolor E, 922 nucleotides long. RefSeq lists its product as uncharacterized. The record is from RefSeq and is a predicted model, not a curated record. Bases 217 to 624 code for a protein of 135 amino acids. NCBI's taxonomy places the organism in Eukaryota, Fungi, Ascomycota, Leotiomycetes, Helotiales, Hyaloscyphaceae. The transcript has 2 exons.